Molecule: messenger RNA, 2193 nt
Organism: Ixodes scapularis (black-legged tick)
Lineage: Eukaryota; Metazoa; Arthropoda; Arachnida; Ixodida; Ixodidae
Product: neprilysin-4-like
Exons: 20
Coding region: 1-2193 (730 amino acids)
Biological process (GO): protein processing
Cellular component (GO): plasma membrane
Molecular function (GO): metalloendopeptidase activity
Source: RefSeq, a predicted model, not a curated record
AUGCGCAAGAGUACACCUAGCUCAUCCAGGCAGUACAUGCUUCCUCAUGUUCGGCAGCUGGUGGCAAUCUGGGGAUUCUACUUGAUUUUGUUGUUAGCUGAACUCAGCGCUGCAAAAUCCUCAUUGGAUUUGUCCGCCAAAAAAGUGUGUCAAACAGAAGCCUGCCAAGAAAGAGCUAAAAUGGUGUUGGCCAGCAUGGACCCGAACGAGGAUCCUUGUACUGACUUCUAUGAAUACGCGUGUGGAAACUGGCAAAAAAGACACAGAAUACGUGACGGCAAGACAAAAAUUGGAAAUUAUCAUAUUCUUCAUGAGAAAGUUCAGACGGACCUAAAAAAUAUUUUAUUGAACGCUACGGUUAAGGAAGAAGAGCCGCAGAAUGCUACUAAUAAGGCUAUCCUGGCCUACAGAGUCUGCCUUUCUGAGACUGUCAACGGAACAGAGAAAUUUAAUGACCUGCUGCAGCUGCUUAAGAAAUAUGGCUUUACCAAGUGGCCACUACUGAAUAAAGGAGAAUCACCUUAUGCAAACUGCACUCAACUACUCCACCAAUCAACUUUUCCUGCAUUUUUUAGUUUCUUUGUAUUCCGGGACUUUAAAAAUAUUCAUUCAAACGUGAUUUACCUCGACCAAAUUAAGUUUGACUGGGUUGGUGGAAAGAAACUGAUUGACGACACGAAAAAAGAAAAUAGAAAUGUAAUCGCUGCCUACAAGAAGGUUAUUGCGUCAACUGCGAAGGUAUUCAGACCCAACUUAACUGAAGAGGAGGCACAGCAACUUUCUCAGGAUAUAGUACAGUUUGAGGUCAAACUGGCAAAGCACUCUAAGGCUGAAGAAGACAGGCGUAACUUAACCUCAAUGUACAACGAAAUGAAUAUCUCCACCUUGUCUAAAAAGUAUCCCAAGAUUGAAUGGCUGAAACUAUUAAAUCACGAGUUUGCACUGGCCAAUGUGACACUCAAUGAGAGCGAACGUGUGAUUGUAUUGGAGCCUGAUUAUGUUAAAGAUAUUGAGAAAAUUCUGGAAGGAGAAAGUAUAUCUACGCUGUACAAUUUUGUGCACUGGACUACGAUUCGAGCUAAUGGUGCUGUGGCAUCUAAAAAGCUUGACAAGCUCUUCUUUGACUUUAAUAAAGAGGCAUUCGGCGUAAAAGAAGACAAACCAUUGUGGCAGAAGUGCCUCACCAGUAUAUCAGACUUAAUGACACACGCAAUAGGUCGUCUUUAUGUGGACAAAAUGUUUAAACCCAAAGCCAAGAAAACUAUGGACACAUUAGUAGGUGUGCUUAAAAGUACUUUUGUAGAGAUGCUUGAAAAUAAUACAUGGAUGGAUAACUCUACACGUAAGGAAGCAAUCGAGAAGCUUCAAAAAAUGGUAGCAAAAAUUGGUUACCCUUCUUGGAUACUGAACGAGACGUAUCUUAAUGGCUUUUACGAAUACGUGCCUGCAGUUUCUUUAAACCAUUCAUUUCUGAAUGUUCUGAACGGCCUGAAUCUAAAUAGCCACAUUCUAAAACAUCUAAGUUUACGAAAACCAUAUAAGAAAGAAGAUGAGUGGUUCGAAGGUGUGGGAGUGGCAAAUGCUUUUUACGCUGAAUUCAAUAACGAGAUCCUCUUCCCUGCUGGAAUACUUCAGCCGCCAAUUUUUGAAGACGGUAUACCUUCAUCAAUCAACAUGGGAGCUAUUGGGAUGUUUAUAGGUCAUGAAAUUACACAUGGGCUUGACAUUGCUGGUAAUCAUUUUGAUGCUGAUGGACAGUUGGGAAACUCGUGGAACGAGGCCGCAAAGAGAGAAUAUUUAAAGAGAGCUCAAUGCUUUAUAGACCAGUACAGCAAUGUUACCGUAAAGGAAGUGAACUUGACGCUAAACGGAACAAGUACUCGGCGUGAAAAUAUUGCCGACAAUUCUGGCCUAAGAGCAGCGUAUCUGGCAUUCAGAAAGUUUAAUGACACUGACGAGAUGCUUCCUGGGUUAAACUUAACAGGAGACCAGCUGUUUUUCCUUUCAAAUGCUAUGGUCUGGUGCAAUAAUAUUAGGGAAGGGAGGCUGCGAUAUGAUGUAAAAUAUGACCCCCACAGCCCUGGCAAGUUUCGGGUGAACCUUCCAAUGGGAAAUUCUCCAGAUUUUUUACGCGUGUUCUCCUGCAGUCCUAACUCGACUAUGAACAUUACAAACAAAUGCACAAUGUGGUGA